Messenger RNA from Nilaparvata lugens (brown planthopper), 1636 nucleotides. RefSeq lists its product as uncharacterized. The record is from RefSeq and is a predicted model, not a curated record. The transcript is spliced from 2 exons. Bases 85 to 1029 code for a protein of 314 amino acids. Lineage: Eukaryota; Metazoa; Arthropoda; Insecta; Hemiptera; Delphacidae.
AGUGUUCAAUGGAGGAUUUGUACCGUUUCGAUGCUGCAGCUGUUGAUAUGAUUUAAUAAUUCAAGAAAUGUUUCAAUCAAAAAGAUGCCACGUAUCUACAUUAAGAAAACCAACAGAACAUCCAUAGAUGAGCAGGAGGUGAAGAAAGCCAUCAUUGACAUCUUCAACAAUGUGAAGAGCAUUGAAGGUGCCAGUGAGUUCUACAAUAUUAAAAGACAGACAUUGCAGAGUAGGAUCAAGGAAAUAACUGCUGUUACAACUAAAGAAGAUUGGCUGAAAAAGGAUUCUGGACAGGAGAGUGAAGAAGAAAAGCCGUCAUUUGCUGAUAAAUAUGCAGCCAGGCAAGUAUUUAAUGUUAUGGAAGAGCAGAAAUUGGCAGAGUACAUCAAGAACUGUUCUGAGCUCCACUAUGGAAUGAACUAUGAACAAAUUCAAGAGUUAGCUUUUGAAUAUGCCACUAGGCUGGGAAAGGAUAUGCCUGCUAAUUGGAAAUUGAAUGGACUAGCUGGUAUUGAAUGGAUAAGGGGCUUCAUAGGUCGACAGAAAAAUUUGUCACUAAGAAAGCCUGAAAGUACAAGCCUUGCUCGUGCUAAGGGGUUUAAUAAAGUGGCUGUUGAUGAUUUUUUUGAAAAAUAUACAAAUGUUAUGGAAAAAGGGAAAUUUACUGCAAGAAAAAUUUACAAUAUUGAUGAGUGUGGUGUCACUACAGUCAUGAAACCAGUGAAAAUAGUUGCAGAAAAGGGCAAGAAGCAAGUGGGCAUUGCAACAUCAGCAGAAAGAGGGGAGUUAGUAACAUUUGUUGGAAUCAUCAAUGCUGCUGGUGGAUUUCUACCCCCUUGCCAUGUAUAUCCAAGGCUACGAAAUCCACAAGAAUAUUUGCGGGAUGAGUAUCCAGAUUCUUUAGCUUCAGGGAGUAAAAAUGGAUGGAUGACUCCGGAAUUGUUCCCUGUGGUGAUUGACCAUAUAAUCAAAAUUGUGAAACCAACACAGGAAGAUAACAUCUUGCUUCUCCUCAACAAUCACGACUAGAAUAAUAACCAAAUCAAGAGUCUACACAGAUUCACCAAAGAAGGAAAGAAUUGAGGAGAUUGAAAGGAAGAGAGAGAAGAAAUUCACCAAAAAAUUGGGCCAGAAGGGAAUGGAAAAUAGGAAGAAGGGAGCUCAGAAAAGGAAGGUAAAAAUAUUUGAUUCUGAUGAAGAGCACCCUGCUCCUUCUCAAGAAGAGCCUCCUAAAAAAACAUUUCGAAAAAUGGAAAUCAAUGAGUAUCAAAUCGAUGAUUACAUUGUAAUAAAUUACAAUAAACAAAAAUACCCAGGGCAAGUGGUUGAAAUUGUACGAGAUUUUGUUAGUCUAGUGCAUGGAGAAGGGAUUGAAAUGUUGGAGAUGGCCAGAGAAGGAGGAUGUUGGAGAAUAUGAAAUUGCUGCAAUUGUGGGUCAAAUUGACCCUCCCAGAAAAGGGAAAAGGAAUCAGUUUUUUAUUCAGGAAUUGGAUGUAUAUAGUGUAUCAUAUGUGUAUAUAGUGUAAGUGUAAAUAAUAUGGACAGUUAUCAAUUCAUUACAUUCUUUUUCCAAACAUUUUAAUACAUUUAAUCAUAUAAUUUUUCAAUAUAAUAAAAGUACAGUUAAUUUCUCAGU